AUGAGUAAAAGUAUGGGCUUUACCGUCUUCCAAGUACCUGGUGCCAAGACGCCCAAGCGUUCUUCGAACGCACGACUGGGCGGUGCCACCGUGGUGUCAAGCGCUAACACUUUAUACAACAUCGAAGCACCGUACAGUGCUCCUUCACCAGCCAAUAGCAUGUCCGGUUCUAGCUCACUGCUCCUUACACAACAACGGAGUCAGCGCAAUAGCGGCACGACAUUUGCAGCUUUUCAACCCCCGGGAAGUCUCCAGCCCGUCUCAUCCCACAGUUCCGGUAUGAUGGCGUCUCUGGACUCACCUUAUGGUGCUGCGUCUGGCAGCGUCAAUAGCUAUAGCUCCAAUGGUAGCAAUCCAGUCCCUAUGGGUGUUGGAAUUGGAUUUAAAGCCGGAACAAGCGAUGAACAACAGUCACGAGGAGGUAUGAGCUGGUUGCGAACAGGACGCACUAUUCGAGUCAAAGACUCGGGUGAUAGUUUCCGAUUUCCAUUAGAUGAUGCACAUCUACCUACUAGUAACGUGUCAAGUGAGCAAUUUGAAGCACUUAAGGUCAAGCUACAGAGUAUUGCAGAGACGUACGUCAACUCAUCUGCUACGUGGUUGGAUAAUCCUAGUUUGAGUCCACAGUACCGUAAUCAGAACUGGAAAGUGCACUUGGACAAAAAGAAUUGUGUCAUUUACCGCCAAAAAGAGGCUUCAGAUGUGAGCAAUCGACAGAGGAAGGCCAUGUUGCGUGCCAAGCUGGACACGUCGCUGGAGGAAAUCAUCUACGCUGUCAACUGCUCGACGACCGAGGACCAGCGGGCCUAUAUGUCUCACUGCUGCCAGGAGAUCUUCCUGGACUCGGCCGUACUGCAGGUACACGAGAAAGGGGCAAGCGAAGAUUUGUUCUCAUUCUUGGGUGUCAAGUGGCUUGCUUUUCAGAGCUCAGUAGAUUCAGUAUUCAGCUGCCGGGAUAUGUUGGUUGUCGAGUUUUCAAAGACAAUGGAGGACGCGAAGGGACAGAAGGUGCUGGUGAAGGUCCAGCAGAGCAUCAGUAUGGCGGAUUGUGGUGGUGACGAACGCAACUUUGGAUUUGCACGCACAACCGGAUUGUGGGUAUGGUUGUUCCGUAGUAUGGGUCCAUCUAGCGGCAAAGUGGACGUGUCGGUAAUCUCGGAAGACUACUUUGAUAGUAAUCGCAACACUCCCAGCUGGUUUGCAAACCGCAUCGUGUCGGCACUUUACACGGUGGCAAAUCAUCACGCCACGGCUGCGGAUGCUAAGUUCUUGGUGCGAUGUCGUCUGAUUACGAACAAAGCAUGGGUGCCGAACAAUGAGCGCCCCGCAUGCUCCGUGUGCUUCAAGAGUUUCAAUUUGUUGCGAUCGCGUCACCACUGCCGCGUAUGCGCUGAAAUCAUGUGUGGCGCUUGCACAAUUGAGCUCGGUAUUCAGGCCAACAAACUUCCGUCUGGCAUGCUUACAGAGUCUGGCGGCAGCUUUAUCGUCAGUAUCGAAAAGUUCUGUCUCAAGUGCAUAAAUAAGGCUCGGCAAGUGCGCCGCAGUGCGCUUUCAGAAAAGAGUGCUGGGAUUACGCUCUGCACGGACGAGGCUUACGAAAUCAAUGUGCCCUCUUCCUAUGCUUCUCGUGCUAGUGAAGAGUCCUGCAGCCAGGUACCGCCCAUUCGAGGAUCGAUUUCAGAGCACUUGGUCGACAGAGAGCUGAAUUUUCAGCAAAAUUACUCACUGGCGUCUUCGUCUUCGUCUACAAGCUCACUAGGAGGAGCCGGUGGCAUAAGUGGUGACAAGUCAGGCAUCUCGUACGCGGGCUGGUCAACUAAAGUUCUUUCUGCUAUUAGCCGAGAGAAGCCGGCAGGUGGUGCAAAGGAGCAAUCAUUUGUCACACUUACAUCCGCCUGUAGCAGCAGCAGCAGCAGAAUUUUAAAUGAAAAUGAAGCCGACACGCCUUGCGUCGUGCGCCAAGUGUCGGGCGAUCGGCGACGGCACAACUCGGACACCUCUGGUUCUUCCUCAAGCACCAAUUCUCACAACAAUUCGCCCAUCGGUUCACACAGUGACCGCGGGUGUAAGAAGAAUGGCAAAACUGACCACGAUCCCGUUGUGGGGGACGCAGUUAUGUUACUGGAAGAACCUCGUGAGGUGCAGAACAUCACGCCGCUGCCGACGUCUUUUACCAAAAUGGAGGAGCAAAUUGCAGCUCAGCAGGCAUUGUUGCGCUCGAUGUUUAUUGAGGGCAAGAAGAUUAUGGAGCAGCAGCAAACUACUUACGGCGGAAAGGUCCGCCCUGCGCAACAACAGCGUUACAUUGAUCAGAUACAGCCACUGGAAAGUGUAGAUGACAAGGGUAUACUCGCUCUGCCGCCAGCUUCGGCUUCUAUCGAGUACAUUGAUUGA
Peronospora farinosa is the source of this 2394-nucleotide messenger RNA. The record is from the annotation of a GenBank genome assembly. NCBI's taxonomy places the organism in Eukaryota, Oomycota, Peronosporomycetes, Peronosporales, Peronosporaceae.